CGGAAAGAGUCGCUCGCCAUUACCCGUGCAGCGUCUCCAGCUGCAGAGAUCCAUGCUCCAAACACUGGCCUGAGCCCGGCCCCUCCCGCGCACGCUGGGUCACGUCCCCGCCCGGGAGCAGUUUUUGGCCCUGGGGAAAAACCUGAUGGAAGCUUCCCCCGGAUUUGCCUUGUUAAUUUACAUCAGCUGACCACGUCCCUCCCUGGGCCGGGCCCAGAGCAGGCCCCAGACGAUCUGAUGUGGGAGGAAGGAGCGGGAGAGACAGAGCGCCCCCCACGGCCCCACCGGGCGUACACCAGUGUGACGCGGGCGACUCCGGAUUCACCCCAGCGCCGCUCCGGCGGGCGAGUGGCUGCUGCAGGGAUUUGCUUUGCAGCAGCCGGAGCAGGAGGAGGCGAGCUGAGGCGCCGCUCCCCUGCCCAGCGGCGGCAGUGGGGUGGAAGAAGGGGGAGAUCGCCCCCCCGGUCACCCAGGCAAGACCCCCCCAGUCCAGCAGCCAGCUCAGGUGCCAUGAGUGGCCGGGGCAGUGUGUGGGCACUGGCCAUCGGCUGGGCGCUGGCCAUGCUGUGCGGAGGCGCCGGGGGCCUGGACAGCCGCUGCCUGGCUGGAGGGAAGCACAAGGUGGCCCCUAGCCCCGAGGGGCAGCUGGGCGUUUGCCAGCUCUACGCUGCCAACGCCUGCUGCUCCCCCAAGGUGGCCCAGGAGAUCUCCAGCGCCCCACUCGCCAAGGUCAACGACAUCUCCUGGAAUCGCUGCAGGAGCCUCAGCCCCAGGUGCAAGCACUACCUCCAGCGGGUUGAAUGCUUCUACCGCUGCUCCCCCAGCGCCGCCCGCUGGCCCCACCCCCAGCGCCCCACAGCUGUCCUGGAGGUGCCCCUCUGCCUGAGCUUCUGUGAGGCGUGGUAUGAAGCCUGCAAGGAUGACCUGACUUGUGCCCGCAACUGGGUGAGUGACUGGCAGUGGGGUCCCCAGGGAAACAACUGCAGCCGGGACUGUGUGCCCUACAGCCAGAUGUACCGGGACGGCAGGGAGCUCUGCGAGAACAUCUGGGGCGACUCCUUCGUGGCCGCCCGGGAGCCCUGCCCCUGCCUGAGCCUGACAGGCUCCGACACCGACCCUCUGCCCGAGGACGGGGACAGCUCGGAGGAGCCUGACUCCACCAAAGCCGGCAGCCCCCGGGGGCCCUGCCCGGCCAGCAGCCUCCUCCGGCGCGGCCUGCACAAGCGCUCCGUCUUCAUGGAGGACGUGGAGGGGAGCGGGAGCGGGCUCUAGAGCCGCUGGCCCCUCCCGCCCCAGCUCCCCCACUCCCUAGGAGAGCCCCUCCCGCACCAGGUGCCGGGGGGGGGGCGGGAAAUGCUUGUAAUCUAUGCAAACCCCUGACCCCUAUGAUUGUCCCCCCCACGCAAACUCUGACUGCUUCUCUAGCUCCUCUUGCACCCCAUCCAGCCACCUACAGGAGGGGGGGACCCACAUAGCCCUCCUCCCGCCACAGCCAUAGGGCCUAGCUCAAAGGGGUGUUAGCUUCCCCCUCCCCAAGCACCCGACUUCCCGGAGAGGGCGUCUCUGCUAGCCACCAGCUCCCCCCAGGCCCCAGUCACAUAGGGAUGCAGCUGUAUUAUCCUCUUGCUAUACUACAGAGGGGGAAACUGAGGCACAGAGUGGGGACACCUGAGAGUAACUCAGUGUAGUGGCUCGGCUCUCUCGUGCAGGCCAGGACCUGGAGCGGCUGCUGGCCAAAGGCUCGGGGCAGGGGAGAAUGCUGCGCAGGUUCCAGGUUGACACUCCCCACCAACGGGGAUCGACCGCUUGACACGGAGGAGCUGAUGAUAAGCCAGGUCCAUUUGCUUCAUGCUGGGCCAACUCCUUAACUGCUCUACGAGAGUCAGACAGCAGGGGGUGACAAAGAGCCCACUGACACCACAGGGGCAGCAGAGGGCGCUCUCCCCAUUAGUCACUGCUGACCCCAAUGCCAGGCUCGGGGACACUCUGUAGGGGCCCCCUCUGUCAAUUCCACCCAGCCCAAGCAACAGCAUUUGCACCUAGCCUGCACGCUAAAGCUUAUUGCAACCCCUCACAAGCUAGUGUAGACAGAACCUGCCAUGUCUUUGCUGCGGCUAGCAGGCGGGAAUAUAGCUGGGCAGGGUGACGGCAUGCCCACCCAGGACAGCGCUAGGGGAUGCUGGGCUGCGAGGUGGGGGCUCUCUCCCCGAGCAGUCUGUGCUGACCUCAGGGCCCCAGCACAGCAGUAGGGGGUGCUGUGCAGACAGAUUGGUGGGGCAAACCAUGGACACCCAUUCCACACUGCAAGAGCCCAAGGAGCCAGAGGCUUCCGUCCCAAAGCAAGGAUCUGCCCCCCCGGCAGGGGGAGAAGGGGAAUCGGCGGUGUAGGGGGAAGAUCGUGCCAGUGUUUUAAACCAGCCCGCCCUCAAAGCAGCCCCAAAC
Chelonia mydas (Green sea turtle) is the source of this 2442-nucleotide messenger RNA. It is a transcript of the gene RTBDN, whose product is annotated as retbindin. Gene Ontology annotation, molecular function: riboflavin transmembrane transporter activity; signaling receptor activity; riboflavin binding. The transcript is spliced from 6 exons. Gene Ontology annotation, cellular component: external side of plasma membrane. The record is from RefSeq and is a predicted model, not a curated record. NCBI's taxonomy places the organism in Eukaryota, Metazoa, Chordata, Testudines, Cheloniidae. The coding region runs from base 238 to 1272 and encodes 344 amino acids.